This is a messenger RNA of Adineta ricciae, 822 nucleotides long. Lineage: Eukaryota; Metazoa; Rotifera; Eurotatoria; Adinetida; Adinetidae. The record is from the annotation of a GenBank genome assembly.
AUGCAAUUCAAGGGAAUCGAUAUCGAUGACGAUGGAUCGAUUUAUUUUGCCGAUGCAGGAAAUGAUCGUGUUAUCAGACAAAGAAUGAACACAACGCGUAGUGAGAUUGUUGCUGGCGGGAAUGGUUUCGGCAAUCGAACUAAUCAGCUAAAUAGCCCAACAGAUGUGGUUGUUGACAAAGAGAAAAACUCGCUUAUUAUUUGUGAUAAAAAGAAUCGACGAGUGAUGAGAUGGUCUCUCCAGAAUUUGACGGAACAACGGAUUAUAAUUUCGAACAUAAAUUGCAAUGGUCUAGCCAUUGAUCAAGACGGAUCGAUCUAUGUUAGCGAUAACGAUCAAGCAGUAGUCAAACGAUGGAAAGAUGAAGAAAAGAUUGGCGAAGUUGUUGCCGGUGGAAAUCUAGUAGGAGAUGCACUAGAUCAACUUGAUCAACCAUCUUAUGUAUUUGUUGAUCAUCAUUAUUCCGUUUAUGUAUCGGAUACGAAUAAUAAUCGUGUGAUGAAAUGGACGCAGAGUGGAAAAGCAGGAAUUGUUGUUGCCGGUGGCAAUGCGCAAGGAGACAACAUUGGACAAUUGUUUCUCGGUAAUGGAGUGGUCGUCGAUCAUUUGGGUAAUGUCUACGUCGCUGAUAGUCUCAACAAUCGAGUAGUAUGUUGGUCAGAAAAAACUCAAGAGUCAAUGAUUGUUGUCGGUGGGUAUGGCAAGGGAAGUGAUUCACAUUUAUUCAAUGGCUUAGACGACAUAGCUUUCGAUCGAAAAGGAAAUCUGUAUGUCGUUGACAUUGGCAAUCGUCGAAUACAAAAAUUUGACCGUGAAGACUGA